AUGGUCAUAUAUGUUGCAGGUAAUGUUAUUGCAGUGCUGGUGUUACUUUCUCCAGCUAGAACAUUUUGGCAAAUAAUAAAGCACAAAUCAACUGAGGACUUUGAGAGCCUUCCUUAUAUUUGCACAUUGUUGAAUGCUUCGCUAUGGACUUACUAUGGCAUCACAAAACCUGGAGAAUAUCUUGUAGCCACUAUUAAUGGUUUUGGCAUUCUAGUUGAAGCUAUCUAUGUUACUUUAUUCCUCAUCUACGCUCCAUCAAAACAGAUCAGGUGCAAAACAGCCGCUCUUGUUGGGAUCCUGGAUGUGGGUUUUUUGGCAACAGCGAUUCUCUUUACUCGGUUAGCUUUCCAAGGAGAGUUACGUAUUGAUGCCUUAGGCUUCAUUUGUGCAGGCGUCAAUGUUAUUAUGUAUGCAUCGCCUCUUUCUGCCAUGAAAACAGUGGUGACUACCAAGAGUGUGGAAUACAUGCCAUUUUUCCUCUCAUUUUUCCUAUUUUUGAACGGUGGGAUCUGGGCUUUCUAUGCCUUGCUGCUUGGUGAUAUUUUUCUUGGGGUACCAAGUGGCGCAGGGUUUGUACUGGGAACAGCUCAGCUAGUACUCUACGCAAUCUACAGAAACUCCAAGCCAUCAAAGAAUGUUGCGAAUGCAUUAGAAGAAGGAACACAACGCGAACCUCUAAUCUCUCCCUCAUAA
Messenger RNA from Pistacia vera, 693 nucleotides. Its product is annotated as bidirectional sugar transporter SWEET17-like. Gene Ontology annotation, molecular function: sugar transmembrane transporter activity. NCBI's taxonomy places the organism in Eukaryota, Viridiplantae, Streptophyta, Magnoliopsida, Sapindales, Anacardiaceae. Gene Ontology annotation, cellular component: membrane. The coding region runs from base 1 to 693 and encodes 230 amino acids. The transcript has 5 exons. The record is from RefSeq and is a predicted model, not a curated record. Gene Ontology annotation, biological process: carbohydrate transport.